This is a messenger RNA of Rosa rugosa (rugosa rose), 490 nucleotides long. RefSeq lists its product as uncharacterized. The record is from RefSeq and is a predicted model, not a curated record. The transcript has 4 exons. Lineage: Eukaryota; Viridiplantae; Streptophyta; Magnoliopsida; Rosales; Rosaceae. The coding region runs from base 110 to 490 and encodes 126 amino acids.
AAUUACAUUAGUGGAAAGCUGAGGUUAACUUAAUCAAUUUAUGACUUUAACCCUUUUUUUCUUUACAUUCUUUUGAUGAUUGCAGGCAUUGAAAGUACUGUCAGGCGAUAUGGAGAUAGCCGCCCACCACAUGAAACACAGGCGGGUUAAUCAGGAAGUAUUGCAUAAACGGCACAUCAAUUUUAUUCGCCUACAUCGUGAGUAUGAACUUGGUCGCAAGUUGCCCUGUGCUGUACUUGAACAUUAUGAACACUGUAUUUUUCUUGUGGCAAAUCCAAUAGUACGUCGACUAAUGGGCCAACUCAUAAUGCGAUACAUUUUUGGCGGCUCUGAUUUUGAACCCCUGGCCAAUGAGAAGGUGCAAUAUUAUGAGCGGUACAAGGAUCGCCCAUGUCGCUUCUUGAGUAUGACCCCGGUUUACACGUUCGGAGAUGAUACUACGGUGGGCAAUAUUAUGAGCGGUACAAGGAUCGCCCAUGUCGCUUCUUGA